GACAGAUUUGAUUCUUCUUCAAAUAGCAGGCGAAUGAUGAUGGCAACGCUCUGAUAUAUUGCCCCCGUUUCUUCUUCGCCACAAACUCCUAGUCAUCUUCUACUAGGCCCAAUGUCAGACAUCAAACAGUGAAGAGACGUUUGAAGAGUCCUACCGCGCCCUCGCAGACCUUCUGGCGCUGCCUCGCCGGCACGACCUCAAGGUCAAUGUGCUGGCGCUGGAAGGAUGUCAGCUCAUGCUUCAUGAUCGUCGAUAGCGCCGAUGAUGUUGGUGUGUUUUUUGCGAAAGAGGGCAGUGAAGACGGCGCGCAUGAACCACUGGCUUCACACCUGCCCAAGACGGCUGGCGGCGAAAUCUUAUUCACGUUACGCAGUCUAGACGCUAUAGAGAAGCUCGCCGGUAGCGGUAGGACAAUACUGCGCAUACCAGUCAUGGAGGAGAAGCAGGCGCUACAAGUUCUGCAAAAGGAGCUUGACAAAGAAGUGGACGAAGCGCCUGCGAUUGACCUCGUUUGCCCUCAACCAUAUCCCACUAGCGUCAAUCAAGCAUCAGCCUACAUCAACAGGCGCAGUCCGCGAGGUACUCCUGCGUCGUACUUGAUUGAGUUCCUCAAGAACUAAAGGCGCAGAGACGGCCUACUCCGCAGUGAUGAAAGGGACCUCGGACGCCGCGAUGGCGUAUCUAAUUCUGUGGUCGUAACGUCGCAGGUGACGUUUGAGCAGAUCAGGCGCGAGCGCCCCCAGGCAGCCAAAUUACUGUCUUUGAUGAGCUUCUUUCAAGCUCAGAACAUACCGGAGAGUGUGCUGCACGCCUACGAUGACGCUGAGAGCGGAGAGGAAGUAGGUAACCGGCGAAGCGGUGAAGACGCAGACGCCGAUACCGACGAUGUUGACACACUAGAGACUUCGAGAACGACAUUGGUGUACUACGGGGCUAUUCGCUCAUUACUCCAACAGCGACAGGGCUCUACGAGAUGCACUCUCUAGUCCAAUUCUGCACCCGUUCGUGGUAGAUUUGAAGACGUCAGUGGUCGAGAACCAGUUUUUAGGCUGUCCGCCUUACUGAACGAAUUCAACAGCGUUGCGCAAAGCGAACCAGUUUUUAGGCUGUCCGCCUUACUGAACGAAUUCAACAGCGUUGCGCAAAGCUCCCGCUCCGCAAAUUAACAUCACUACAUAACUCUGUGACAAGAGACGGUGGACUGCUGGAUCAAGGUCUUCAAGGCCCUGAGCUGUCAUUUCGGCCUGUGUACGGCCAACAUGUGAAACCGUUGACCAAUUGAAUCCCGGAAUGACCGAGGCGCGAUGCACUCAUUCUAGCGACAGAGAGCAAUUCGCCACUGAGGUUUGUUCUCUGAUUCAGGUGGACAUGAUCAGAUUAAGAACCGGCCAUUUUACGCUCUUGUUCGUGUGCUC
Messenger RNA from Verticillium dahliae VdLs.17, 1415 nucleotides. RefSeq lists its product as uncharacterized. The transcript has 4 exons. The record is from RefSeq and is a predicted model, not a curated record. Bases 432 to 620 code for a protein of 62 amino acids. Lineage: Eukaryota; Fungi; Ascomycota; Sordariomycetes; Glomerellales; Plectosphaerellaceae.